UUCUAGCGCGCUUUUGUGACGUAGUAGUGAGGCUUGCCAUCAUGGCGACGGACGGCGAAAUGAGCGAAAAUAGGGAGCUCGGAGAGCCUUCAGCCAUGGAGGCUGCUGAGGUUCCCACGUUAACUCUACCAGAGAUGUCAGACGAGAAUGGCUUCACAAACUCGGCCUCUGAGGCCUUUGCAAAGGCAGAUACUGCUUCCUUCUCACUGCCUCCAGCCACAGAUGAGGAAGUCGAUAUGCCAGCAGACUUUGACCGUCUCUGGAAUACCGCACACGACAACUCUCAAGACUUCACUAGUUGGACUGACCUGUUGCAAUACUGUGAGCAAGAGGGCCACAUUGCAGCAUCACGGAGAGCCCUGAUGGCCUUCCUCGGCCGCUAUCCACUCUGCUAUGGUUAUUGGAAAAAAAUUGCUGAUUUGGAGCGUCGUGCGGGUAACAACGACAAAGCAGCAGAGGUGUGUCUUCAGGGUCUUCAGGCAAUCCCUCUGAGUGUCGAUCUGUGGAUCCACUACAUCAAUCUACUUUUGGGAACACUGGACAUGAACCAGCCAGAUUCGCCCAAGCGUAUUCGCAGUGUGUUUGAGGACGCGGUUGGAGCAGCAGGCCUGGACUUCCACUCAGAUCGGCUGUGGGAUCUGUAUGAUGAAUGGGAGAAGGAGCAAAGCAACUUGAGGAACGUCACAGCUGUGCUAGACAGAGUCCUCAAAGUUCCCACGCAGCACUACAACGCGCACUACGAAAAGUUCAAGACCCACCUGAGCAGCAAUGAGCCCAAAGAAGCACUUUCACCGGAGGAAUAUGAGGAGGUGAGAGCCUUAUGCCGGGAGACCCAGAAAGUAGAGCGUGCCGAACAGGCCAAGGAGAAAGGAAAAGAGAUGCCGCCCGGAGAGGAAGAACCCGUCACACCUGAGGACACAGACUCGGAGGAGCUGAUGCAGAGGAUUAGAGAGCAAGUGUUGCUCCGCCGGGACGCAAUUUACCAGGAGAACGAAAAUGAAGUUCGCAAGAGAUGGAAUUUUGAAGACACUAUCAAACGUCCUUACUUCCAUGUGAAGCCGCUUGAUCAAAUCCAGCUGCGUGGUUGGCACUCCUACCUUGACUGGGAGCUUGCCCAGCUGAGCAAAGACCCCGAAGAAGACUGUAACAAAGAUUCAAACAAGAUGGACACAGAUGUCAAAGAGAUCACUGAGGAACCGGAAGUGACAGCUCAGAUUGAGCAAGGAACGGGCGAAACCGAGGUUGCCCGUGACGACCGCCGACUUCGUGUUCUCUUUGAGCGCUGUCUGAUAGCCUGUGCUCUCUAUGAGGAAUUCUGGACCAGGUACAUUCAAUACCUGGAGUCGCGCUGCGUGGAUGAAGUUCGAGCUGUCUACAAGCGAGCCUGUCUUCACCUGCCGUCCAAUCCUAACCUCCAUAUGCGGAGGGCCACCUUCGAGGAGAGACAUGGCGACCUGGCCGAGGCUCGGCGGGUGCUGGAGGCUCUGGAUAAAAACAUGCCAGGUUUGGCCGUGGUUCGUAUCCACAGGGCCGCUUUGGAGAGGAGGGCGGGCCAACUCGAGCAAUCAGAAGCUCUCCUGCAGGAGGCGGUGAGCCAAUCGACAGAGAAGCCUAUCUUGCACGCCUUCUACUCCAUCAAGCUCGCUCGGCUGCUGUUGAAGCUCGGCGGAAACCCUGGCAGAGCUCGCAGCAUUUUACAGGAAGCGCUCGAGAUCAGUCCGGGUAAUGACAAGCUGCACCUGAACCUGCUGGAGUUGGAGGCAUCCAGCGAGCCAGGGUCCUCGGCCCAGGCGGUUCAGGAAUGUGUGACACGAGCCCUGGCGGCGCCUCUCGCACCGCGCACCAAGAUCCUCCUCUCACAGCGCUGCCUCCAGUUUGUAGAAGAGUACAGCAACUCUGUCCAGAGUGUGCUGUCUGUCUACGAAGAGCACCAGAAGCUGCUCAAAGAGCUGGGCGGGACAAAGAGAGAGGCAGAAAACGGGGAUGAGGGCCAAGAGAAGCUGAUCAAAGGUGAUGAUGCCCCAGCAGAUGGCACUUCAGCACAAGUCCCGCCCACUGAUCCCCAGGCCCCAAUCACAGUUCCGCCUCCCCCAGAGAUGACCAUGGAUGUGAGCGCCCAAUCCGGCGGCUAUGGAGGAUACAACAACUGGUAUCAGCAACAACAGUACGGGAGUUACGGCUACCCAAACACCUGGAACUACAACCAGGGAUACUAUCCACCCAGUUAAAGGUGGCUGAGAGUGGUGCACCAGGACAGGAAAAAAAAAAAAAGAAAAAACACCAGUCCUUCCAAGUUUGGUUUUCAUCAAAUGUUUCCCA
This is a messenger RNA of Syngnathus typhle (broad-nosed pipefish), 2319 nucleotides long. Its product is annotated as pre-mRNA-processing factor 39. Gene Ontology annotation, cellular component: commitment complex; U1 snRNP; U2-type prespliceosome. Gene Ontology annotation, molecular function: protein binding. The coding region runs from base 42 to 2228 and encodes 728 amino acids. The transcript is spliced from 15 exons. Gene Ontology annotation, biological process: mRNA 5'-splice site recognition; RNA processing. NCBI's taxonomy places the organism in Eukaryota, Metazoa, Chordata, Actinopteri, Syngnathiformes, Syngnathidae. The record is from RefSeq and is a predicted model, not a curated record.